GUUGUUUGGCUGCUUUGAAAAUUGAAGUGGAUUUUGGCAAUUACAGAGUUGCUCAUUUUUUUUGUUGUACAGGCAUUUAAUGUUCAUUAUGAAGUGCUCUUUCGAAUGAUAUAAUGAUUCAAUGGGUUGGGACAUUAGGAUAUUUUUGAAUGAGCCAUGUCUGUAUCCGACGAGGAGUACCGCGAGCGACAGGAGAAUGAGGUGCUGGUCAUCCAGUCGAUGUACCCGGCACCGGGCGAGUUCGAGGACCUGCGUCAGAACGACGUGUGGAAGACGCCGCGGCCGCCGGAGAUGGCGCUACGGCUGCAGGCGGCUGCGCAGCCGGGACAGACGGCCAGCGGGCUGCGGCUGCGGCUCAAGAUGCCGCCCCAGUACCCGGACCUGCCGCCCGAGAUCCGGCUGGAGGAGCCGCGUCAGCUGUCGGACGCGGACGUGGCACGGCUGCGCGCCGAGCUGCAGCGCGCCGCCGAGCAGCUGCGCGGCUCCGAGAUGGUCCAGGAGCUGGCCGACCGCUGCCGCGAGCUGCUGACCGCCGUGAGCCGGCCGCGGUUCGACUCGCUGCACGCCGAGAAGGAGCACCGCGAGCGCGUGGAGGCCGAGGCGGCGGCGGCGCGUGCUCACCAGGAGCGCCAGCGGCAGGAGGAGGAGCGCGCGCGCUGCCGCUCCGAGGUGCAGCGCGAGCAGCGCCGCCUGCUGGCUGAGGAGCGCCGCGCCGCACGCCGCCGCUUCUCCGAGAGUCAGCUCGACUCGGGCACGGCCUGUGUCUCGGAGAGUGCCGAGUGCGCCGAGCACGCGGGCGCGCGCCGGCUGACGGUGGCCGGCAGAGACGAGCUGCUGGUGGGCCAGUGUCUGCAGCACACGGCCGCCGGCGCCGCCGUGCGCGCCUGCCUGGACACCCGCUCUGGCGAGCCGCUGCGCGUGCAGCAGUGGUCAGUGCGCUGGCGGACGGCCAGCCGCACCCGAAAGGUGCACGACGCGGCCGCCGAGCCGGCCGGCCGCGAGCGGCGCACCGUGCUCGACCAGCUGUCGGCGCUGCAGCGCGAGGUGGCGCGGCUGGCCAAACACCGACACGACAACCUGCUGCACUACCUGGGCAUGUGCUUUGAGGAGACGGCCGCCGGCGCUGAGGUGUUCGUGCUGCAGGAGUUCGCGCAGGGCGCCGAUCUGAGCUGGCACGUGCGUCACGGCGGCCGCGCCGAGCCGGCUCUGCUGAGGCUGCUGGCGGCCGGACUGACGGCGGCGUUGGCGCACCUGCACUCGCGCGACAUCACCCACCGCGACCUGCGGCACACGAGCGUGCUGCUGGAGAGCAGCGGUCAGGUGCGGCUGGCAGACUACUCGGUGGGCCGCCGGCUGGCCGAGCUAGCCGGCGCGCCGACGCCCCCACCGCCCGACUACCCGCCCUACACGGGCCGGCCCAAGAAGGCGGACGUGCAGCGACUGGGCGCGCUGCUGGCCGCAGUGGCGCGCGGCGGCCUACGCUCGGAGCCGUCGCCGCCGCCCGACUGGCUGCCCGCGCCGGCGCGCGACUUCCUGGCGCGCUGUCUGGAGCCGGACGAACAGCGGCGCUGGUCAGCCGCCGAGCUGGCCGAGCACGGCUUCCUCAGCGGCGACUGGCGCCGGCCGGACGCGCCCCUGCCGGCCGCCGCCGAUGUGCGCGACGACCCGGUGGCAGCGGCGGCGGCGCCUACUCCGGAGCCGGCGGCGGCCGCGCUGCCGCUGCCGUCCGGCUCCAGCCAGCAGCUGGCCAACAACUUCCUCAUCCUGGAACACCUGGGGCAGGGUGGCUUCGGGGAGGUGCUGAAGGUGCGCAACAAGGUGGACGGCAACCUGUACGCCGUGAAGAAGAUUAUGCUGGAGCGGGACCGACCGCAGGACCUGAAAAAGAUCAGCGUGGAGGCACAGCACCUGGCAAUCCUGCAGCAUGAGAACAUCGUGCGCUACUACACCUCCUGGAUGGAGACUGAGGACGCCGCGGAUGUGGAAGACAGCGAGGACGGUGAGAGCGAAGACGAGGAGACGCUCAGCGGGCCUGACGAGGAGGAUGAGGACGAGUCCUCGGACGGUAUCUUGUUCGCCUACGUGUCGGAGGGCGGCGGCGGCCCGGCAGGGGACGGUCCGUCGCCGCCGGCCGCCGGCCCGGAGCCCAACUGCGAGCCGAGCGGCAGCCGGCGGCGGCGGCGGCCGGCGCGCACGCGUCGCUGUCUCUGCAUUCUGAUGGAGUACUGCGAGAAGAGCACUCUGCGCACGGCGCUGCCAGAACUGCCGCGCGACCAGCAGCGCCUCUGGCGACUCUUCAGGGAGAUCGUCGAGGGCCUGGCACACGUGCACGGUCACGGCCUCACCCACCGCGACCUGAAGCCCGACAACAUCUUCCUGGACCGGAGUGAGCACGUCAAAAUCGGUGACUUCGGCCUGGCCACGUCCAAAGUGGUGCGGCCGCGUGCCGAGGAGGCGGGCGCCGAGCGGCCGCAGGGCCCGGCCGCCGCUGAUGUUUCGGACACGUCGUAUGCGUACGCGGUGGGCACGGCGCUGUACCGUGCUCCCGAGCUGGAGCCGGCGCCGGCCGACGGCGAGCACGGCUCGACGCGCCGCGCCCGCUACACCAACAAGGUGGAUCUCUACAGUCUGGGCGUCAUCUGGUUCGAGAUGUGCUGCGGCACCUUCGCCACCGGUUCGGAGCGCAUCCACCGGCUCUGUGAGCUGCGCAAGCCCGACAUGCACAUCGGCGACGACAUCCGGCAGCGGCUGACGGACCAGCAGGUGCAGCUGCUCGGCCUGCUGCUGCAGCACGAGCCGACGAAGCGGCCCUCGUGCGUGGAGCUGCUCAGCUCCGAUCUGAUGCCCUCACCGCCGCUGGAGGAGGCGCGCCUCCGUAAAAUAUUCCAGGACACCGUGCUCAAGCCCAACACGCGCCGGUACGCGCACAUGGUGGACGCGUGUUUCUCGCAGCGCGCCACGGCCACCGACGACUGUGCGUACGACGUGCAGCUGGGCCGGCGCGCGGUGGCGCCCGAGCGCGGCGCGCUGGCGGCCGUGGCGCGCCGCCGGCUGGAGCGGCUGUUCGAGCGGCACGGUGCGGCGCCGCUGCCGCCGCCGCUGCUCACUGUGUCGCUCUCGGCUUCAGCGGACGGCGCCGCGGUGCGCCUGAUGACCGGUACCGGCCGGCUGGUGGAGCUGCCCCGCUCGCAGCGCCGGCCGCUGGCGCGACUGCUGGCGCGCGCCGGCACCGCGCCGCUCCGACACUACGCCAUCGAGCGAGUGUACGAGGAGCGGCUGCCACGCGGGCAGCACCCGCGCGAGCGGCUCGAGGCGCUGUUCGGCAGCCUGUCGGCGCCGGCGGCGGCGGCGCUGGCGGACGCUGAGCUGCUGUGCGUGCUUUCGGAGCUGGUGGCGCUGUUCCCGGCGCUGGCCGACCGCGAGUACCGGCUCGUGCUGGGGCACACGCUGCUGCUGGAGGCGUCGCUGGAGGCGGCCGGUGUGCCCACUGAGCGGCGUCAACAGGUGGUGGAGCUGCUCUGCCGGCACGACGCCGACUCUCAGCGGCAGCAGGUCCAGCGGGGAUUGGAGGCGCUCGGCUUGUCGGCCAAGUGUAUCAACCAGCUGUGGUUCCGUCUGGAGCUGCGCGGGAGUCUGGAGCGCGUGCAGCAGCAGCUGAGCGGCCGCCGGCCGUCUGAGGCGGCCCGUCAGGCGCUGCACGAGCUCACCACCGUCACUGAUUACGCCGAGCGGCUGGGCGUCACGCUGCCCGUGCUGGUGUACCCAGGUCUGGUGCUGGGUGAGGAGCACAGCCAGUUCCGCGGACUGGUGUUUCAGCUGCAGUGCCCGCGGCGCCGCGGCGCGGGCAGCGCCGUGCUGGCCAGGGGCGGCCGCUACGACCCGCUACUGGCCCACUACUGGUCGCUGCUGGCUCCCGAUGGCGCGCCGCAGCCGGCCGCCGCCGCCGUCUCCAUCGCCUUCGACGAGCUGGCGGCGGCGGCGGCGCGCGAGGGCCGCUCGGCGGGCACGCCGUUCGACGUGGUGGUGGCGGGUGGCGGUGACCGGGCGGCGGCGCGCCGUCAGGCGGCCGUAGCGCGCCAGCUGUGGACGGCCGGCGUCAGCGCCUUCCUCUACUGCGGCGGCGACUCGCCGGCGGCUGCUGACGACGCGGCGCGCUGGGCGGCCGAGCGCGGCGCGCGCGUCCUUCUGCUGCCCAAAGACUCGGACUCUCGGAUGGUGCGCGUGCGGCCGUUGGAGGGGCGCGGCACCGCCAAGGCGGUGGUGUUCACCUCUGACCUGCUGGAGCACCUGGCGCGGCUGGGUGUUAGCGGUGAGCGGUGCGGAGAGCGGCCGGCCGAGCCGCCGGCGCCGGCCGCCGAACUCUCCGUCCACUGGGUGGUGCGCAGUGCCGACUCACUGCGCUCGGGCCAGCGGCAGGCGCUGGAAGCCACCGCCGAGCGCCACCUGGCCGCCGAGCUGGCCGCGCUCGGCCCGUCCGCCCGCACUGAGCUGCUUAUGGUCGAGCUGGACCGCGAGGACGUGAUGCAACUGAGCCGACUGCGGCUCAACGAGCCCGAGCAGUCGUUCCAGCAGAGUGUCGACCAGGUGCUGGACGCAUGCCGCGCGCAGCGCAAGUACGUGGCGCGCGUGUGUGACGAGCUGGCGCGCGUACGGGCGCGCCGCUGCACCGUACUCGUGUUCGGGUUCCAGGCCAAGUGUCACCUGCUGCUGGCCUGUGCCGGCACCGAGCACUGGCGAUAGCCGUCGGACUGGACCGACCGACGGGGCGCGGAAGACGGAAGGACCGGAGGUGCCACUGCGAGGUCAGUUGCCCUCGGGGCCUGGGCCAAGUCAGUCAUACGCUGUUCACCAUGAAGCUUAGACUGCCGUUACGGUUUUAAAGACGGAACGUUUUCCAAAAUGUUGCGUGAUAACCGGCGGGUUUGGUCCUCUGACAGUGGGGGCCGUAUGCGGAGUGGUGGUGCCGUGAGGAUUGGUGUCGUGGUCUAGGUAUCGCCGCUGACUGCGGGGCUCGUUUACUGCUGAAAAAGACACUGGGAGUCUGUGUACGCCCGAAUGGAGGCUGUGUCGUGUUGCGUGUAUCUUGAGAGGGGCGCCGUCCUAGCAUCCAGCUGUAAUUCCUGCCUCUGACGGCGAGCCGGUGUCCGCUGUCCACUGCCUUGUGGAAGUGUCCGCAGGUAGGGAGGGUGUGUCCGUUCUCCGCCGGUCGGUGUCCGCUGUCCGCCGUUCGGGACAGCAGUGCCGAUGGCUGGACCAGGCUGUGAGCCGGGGCGUUGCGACCAAAUCCAUUUGUUAGGUAUUGCAGCGCCAGUUUUACCUGUAAUGUGCCUGUGGAGACGUGUGCCGUGCAUGCUUUGUUCGCUGCUGUCAGCCAGUUGUGUUAUGACCUAUUGAUGCCUAGCGGGUCCGUGCCAAAAGACAGCAUUCGUUUAUUUAUUAUUAAUGGUAGUUUGACUGGGGUUAGCUUGGCUUUGUGGCAUUCUAUGUGUGUGAGUUCUAGUCGCCAGGUGUAGCUUCUGCUACAGUGGAUCCUUAUCACAUUUACGGGCACAGCAAUACGUUUGUACUCGUGUCUGAAAACUGCUCACAUAUCCUUAUUACCAGACCGCUGACGAAGCGGUCGAGCGCUGGAGAGGCAUUGGAAGCGGCAUAUUUUUGUAUGGACAAGCACAAAGUGCCCGUUAUUUUUGCAAACUAUGGUGCAAUGGUCUGUUGGUGUUUUGUUUUGUUAUGCAUACAAAUUUGAAGUAA
Amphibalanus amphitrite is the source of this 5751-nucleotide messenger RNA. Its product is annotated as eIF-2-alpha kinase GCN2-like. NCBI's taxonomy places the organism in Eukaryota, Metazoa, Arthropoda, Thecostraca, Balanomorpha, Balanidae. The coding region runs from base 157 to 4740 and encodes 1527 amino acids. Gene Ontology annotation, cellular component: cytosol. Gene Ontology annotation, molecular function: ATP binding; protein binding; eukaryotic translation initiation factor 2alpha kinase activity. The record is from RefSeq and is a predicted model, not a curated record. Gene Ontology annotation, biological process: regulation of translational initiation by eIF2 alpha phosphorylation; DNA damage checkpoint signaling. The transcript has 4 exons.